Messenger RNA from Ectocarpus sp. CCAP 1310/34, 989 nucleotides. The record is from the annotation of a GenBank genome assembly. NCBI's taxonomy places the organism in Eukaryota, Phaeophyceae, Ectocarpales, Ectocarpaceae.
GGUAGUGACACCGGGCGAGCCCUACGUUGAUUUUGUUGACAUUUUCCACGGCAGCGGCGGCGUGGAAGUUGAAAAUGGCCGCGGCAGCGGUGGAAGUGACGCGGCGGGAGCGGGCCCUGAGGCGCUUGGCAACGGCGAGGGUACCUUCGGUGGCGGUCUCUUCGCGAUGCACCUUGUCUGUUCCGUUACCUCAUCCCCCCCGUGCGCGAACCAUCCGACCUUUCCCACAUCGCCCGGGUUCGACGGUCUUCCUUGAAGACACCGGCGCCGUAGUCCACGUUGUCCCUUCUGGGGAAAAGGUGUACAACAGGCGCCCGCCGCUCCCGGAGGAGCGACUACUCAUGCUUGGCGACGGUAAGCACAUCCCGGUAGAGUUUUUCGGUGACUUGGAUGUGAUCUUCCACUGCCCUGAGGACGUGCGCGUCACCCUGCAGAAUGUUGGUGUGGUACCGGGUUUGGCGCUAGAUAUUCUGUCGCUGAACAAGAUCCAGGAUCGCCAUGAGAUCAAGCUUAACCGGCAUGGAGCAUCGAUCUUGGGGGGGCGAGUGCGCAUGACAAAAUUCCCUCACGGGAAUUACAUCCAGGGGACUCGCGUUGAUCCACUGCCUCAACGCGACUCACCUCCUCAGCCCCCCGCGAUGGUUGCGGCGAUGCUACGGCCUGGCACGCAAUCCAGCAUCGACUACAACGCUCUUCACUGCUCCCUCGGUCAUGCCAAUUCCAAGACGCUGUACGAGACUGCCAAGCAGAUGGGUAUCAAGGUGACCGGCACUCCGGAGUACUGCGAUGGAUGUGCGGAGUCGAAGGCGAUUCAGCGCUCGGUCCCCAAGGUCAUCUCCCCCUCCCGCCGGACGACGCGGCCUCUUGAGCGUGUCGCGAUGGACCUAGCCGGUCCGUUCGGCCAAUCCAGCGGCGGUGCCAAGUACGUGAUGCAGAUCCUGGACCACCAUACCAACUACGGAUGGAUUUGCUUUCUGCGGGAGAAGAGC